AUGAAGCUGGUUGGAGGACAGUCCAACCCAACUGGUCCUUAUUCUUCGGUCUGUCAUAAAUGGAGUCACAAGGAAGAAGUCAAAAUACACUGUUGUGAAACCGUGAGCAGCUCUAUUUCUUCUUGCCUUUUCAGGUGUGGGCAGCCCAAUACUCCCCAAAGAUUGGCCUGGAUUUGGCUUCUGAUGCUAGAAAAAUGGCUAGAAUGGGACAGGAAAUUCCCCCUGUCUACUUUAUGGAGAAGGACAGAGUUUCUUUUGCUAUCAGAAGAUCUACAAAAUAAUAUUCCAGAAGACAUCCUUAAGGAACUGUAUGAGGCCAUACCACAAGAUGAUAUAGGGCCUUUGACUGACAGCAUUAGGAAGGGGGAGAAUUGGGCACCCCAGCUUGGCACAAAAGGUGUUUCCACCCUCUGGGACCUCCUGUGGCAGGCACCCCCACAAGCACAUGCCCUGCUGGAUCUCUUACUUGGAGAGGACAAUGGCAUAGAAGCCUGUGGCUGGCCUCUGCAGAAACCAUUGAUUGACUUUAAUCAGAAAGCACCAAAAUCUCUAAAGGGCCCCAGCCCUAUCCCCUCUGGGGUAGCUUAUGCCAUCUCUGGGACUCUGCGUACACUACGCUGCCCUGCAGAACCACUUGGGGUUGAAUGGCAUCUCCUGUGUAAGGAGCUCCUUAGAGCUUGCGAAACUGAAGGUGGUCUCCUGCAAGAGGAGCAACUCUUUGGGUGCAUGAUAAGGAGAGCUAGCUGGAGCCUGGUUGCUGUAUGUGGCAGCAUCUAUGCAGAACAGGUGAAGGAAAAGCCGUUGGGCUCUAAAACGUUGGGAAAACUUCCAUCUGAACAUCUGGAUCCUGAGAAGGCAAUGCUAACUCUGUUCUCCAAUCCUAAUACAACCCAGGCAUGGAAGAUGGCCUAUUUUUAUUGCUUGAGAAGCCACAAACACCUCCUGAAAUUGAUGGUAGAUUUUUUUCUCUUCUUUCUAAUACCUUUACAUGGCUGGGGCAGAGUCUCCAGCCUAUUACUAGAAAGUGCAAGUAGUGAACUAAGCAUGAGCACCUCAAGUAUUGAUCGGGGAAGUCUGAGUACCAUGUCUGGGUGCAGUGAGCUAGAGGUCCAGCUACAACCCCAACUGCAAAACCUACUUAUCCCUAUGAUACUGUCUCAGCCCAAGUCACUUCUUGCAUCUUGUAUUCUCCCAGAGAAAUCUGUGGAAGCACAUCAGGUGGUGUUCAUGUUUGACCUAAAGUCCUCUCCCAGCUAUGGUGAGCUCAUGUUUAUGGAGCGCUACCAAGAAGUGAUCCAAGAGUUGGCCCAAGUAGAGCACAAGAUUGAAAACACGAUCUUAGAUGGAGGCAGUACCACUGUUCGACAAACCAGCAGUGGUUGAUCAGCCCUGCAGGCCAUUGACAGUGCUGCUGCAGCAGGUAUGAUAUUUUACUCUAUUUCUGAUGUAACUGACAAACUGCUUAGCAUCUUUAGGGACCCCAUCCCCAUCCUUCAGGAGGACUUCUGGAUAAGCAGCACGCAAAUGGAACCCACUGCUCCCUUGAGGGACAUUCUGGAAGAUCUCAGCCGCCCCCCCCCCCCAGCUAAGGCUGCAUUUGACCUAGCCUGCACCUGGUGCCAACUAUGGAAAACUUGCAAGCAACUUCUGGAAACAGCUGAGCAACAUCUGCACAGCAGCCUCAAGAGCCAAGGUCAAAAGCUUGACUAUGUUCUCCUGAACUCUGAUGUCAUUAGAAGCUUUCCAGUUGUUCUUCAGCAAACUGGCAAACUUCUCAACUACCCUUUUGUGCCAGCAGGACAAACUAAAUACAAUGCAGAAGAAAAAACAGGUAGUCACCCUUGGUACAGUGAGCUCCUUCAGAUGUGCUUCCCAAGCCUGACAGAGGACUGUGUGUUUAACCAAGCCACCUUCUGCCAGGAGCGAGAGCAGAUCGUCCAGACACUAGAGCUUCCAGAUAAAGAUGGCCAGCAGUACCUGUUUUCUGUAAAGGAUGCAAUUCUGAGAAGCCAAAUGGCCCUUUGGUCUGUGGAAAGGUGGCCCCUGGAACCUUGCCUAGAAAUUUUGGCCUUUUGCAUUUCUGAACCAGCUGUCCCAGAAAGAUUACUAUCAGAGCUGCGUAAAAAGCUGAAGGAGCUACAAGUUUACCAGAAGAUUCUGGAUUUGCAUUCCACUUCGAUGUGCUCUGACUGGCAGACAUUGAAGAGUUGUUGUGCUGACAACCCACCAGUGGUCAUGGACCUGAUUCUAGAGGCAAAGGAAUAUGAGCUGGAGGAGUGGGGCUGCCUCUGUCCUAUUCCAAGAGAACAUUUAAUCAACUUGAACCAAAAACAUCUCCUCUGCCUUCUAGAGAGUGGAGAUCAUGAAAAAGCCCUCCAGCUCCUUCAGGAAAUCUCUGAUGCCAUCGUGCGCCUUGAUAUCACAGAACGUUCCCUUGAUGAGCAUCCCAGCCUGGCUGCCUCUCACUUUUUAGCCAGCUACCUCACCACUCACUUCUACAGGGAACUGACAGCUACUCGACACUAUGAGAUCCAAGCUCUAUACGUGGGGUCCAAGGUUCUGCUGACUUUGCCUGAGCCAUACCAGGCCAGCUACUUCAACCUGUCUUCCAGUCCCUUAUUCAUGUUGGAGCAGCUGCUGAUGAACAUGAAAGUGGACUGGGCUACUGUGGCUGUGCAAACCCUAUACAACCUGCUGACUGGGCAAGAAACUGGCUUUACUAUGGAGGACAUUGACGCGCUACUUUCCAGAUCUGCAGGGAAAGCACUCGAUUUCCCAUAUUCAUUGAAAGAAAAGCAAUCAGCUAGGCGGGAGUGGGUACCAGAUGAGAUGGAAAUCACCUGUAUGAUGUAUAGAAGUGAACGUUUCACCAUGUUUAACCACCGUCAUCACUGCCGUCGCUGUGGCAGGCUGGUGUGCAGCUCUUGCUCCACUAAGAAAAUGGUUGUAGAGGGCAGCAAAGAGAACCCAGCUUGGGUGUGUGACCAGUGCUACAGCCACUACAAGAAACAGUGA
Messenger RNA from Trichosurus vulpecula (common brushtail), 3015 nucleotides. RefSeq names its product zinc finger FYVE domain-containing protein 26-like. Gene Ontology annotation, cellular component: midbody; lysosomal membrane; centrosome. Gene Ontology annotation, biological process: double-strand break repair via homologous recombination; mitotic cytokinesis; regulation of cytokinesis. Gene Ontology annotation, molecular function: phosphatidylinositol-3-phosphate binding; metal ion binding. The record is from RefSeq and is a predicted model, not a curated record. NCBI's taxonomy places the organism in Eukaryota, Metazoa, Chordata, Mammalia, Diprotodontia, Phalangeridae.